Messenger RNA from Arvicola amphibius (Eurasian water vole), 1705 nucleotides. RefSeq names its product serpin family A member 11 (gene Serpina11). Bases 226 to 1626 code for a protein of 466 amino acids. Gene Ontology annotation, biological process: negative regulation of endopeptidase activity. NCBI's taxonomy places the organism in Eukaryota, Metazoa, Chordata, Mammalia, Rodentia, Cricetidae. The transcript is spliced from 5 exons. Gene Ontology annotation, molecular function: serine-type endopeptidase inhibitor activity. The record is from RefSeq and is a predicted model, not a curated record.
CAGCACUUCAACAAACAUUUCGAAACCAAAAGGUUUAUAAUUCAUGGACAGGGUUCUGAAUUUUCUCCGAGGAUCUGCCAGGGAAUGGAGCUAAGAUAACUGGAUUUCCAUUGCCCCCAGCCUGGGUAGAAGUGGGAGACAACCUCCUGCAGUGUCUUUCUCUGGCAUCAUAAAUCAUGAAAGGGGGUGGCAUUGCCAUCUGAGCUGCGGAGACGGUAUCCCACAAUGAUGGGGCCAGUGUGGUUGUGGCUGCUGGUAGCCGAGGUUCUGCUGCCUGUUCAUUGUCAGCCAUUUUCUCCCCAUGGAGAGAAGAGUCUGGGGGUGCCUCAACCAGCCAUCCACCAGCUCCUGGAGCCAGCACCCGCUUACCACAAGGUCACACCAACCAUCACUAAUUUUGCUUUGCGUCUAUACAAGCAGCUAGCAGAGGAGGUACCCAGAAACAUCCUCUUCUCCCCCGUGAGCCUCUCUAGCAUCCUGGCUCUUCUCUCUCUUGGGGCACCUGCUGACACCCAAAUUCAGAUUCUGGAGAGCCUAGGCUUCAACCUCACGGAGACCCCAGCAGCUGACAUCCACAGGGGCUUCCAGAGCCUCCUGCACACACUUGACCUGCCCAGCCCCAAACUGGAACUGAAAGUGGGGCAUUCCCUGUUCUUAGACAGGCAGCUGAAGCCUCAGCAGCGCUUCCUGGACAGCGCCAAGGAGCUGUAUGGAGCGCUGGCUUUUUCUGCCAACUUCACAGAUGCAGCUGCCACAGGGCAGCAGAUCAACGACCUGGUGAGGAAGCAGACCUAUGGGCAAGUGGUGGACUCUCUCCCGGAGUUUGGCCCUGACACCAUCAUGACUCUCUUGAACUAUAUCUUCUUCAAAGCCAAAUGGAAGCAUCCCUUUGAUCGCUACCAGACCCGGAAGCAGGAGAGCAUCUCCCGGGAGCAGAGGACGGCACUCCGCAUCCCAAUGAUGCGGCAGAAGGAAAUGCACAGGUUCCUGUAUGACCAGGAGGCAUCAUGCACUGUCCUUCAGAUCGAGUACAGCGGCACUGCCCUGCUGCUGCUGGUCCUCCCUGACCCUGGGAAGAUGCAGCAGGUAGAGGCUGCCCUCCAACCAGAGACACUGAGAAGGUGGAGCCGGAGGUUCCUGCCCAGUCUGCUGGAUUUGCACCUGCCAAGGUUUUCAAUUUCUGCAUCCUACAACCUGGAAGAGAUCCUGCCCCUCAUUGGUCUUGGCAACAUGUUUGACUUGGAAGCUGACCUAUCAGGAAUCAUGGGGCAACUCAACAGAACUGUCUCCAGGCACAGACAGUCCUUCUUCAAGCAAUCUUCCUCACCAUUUACUCUUCCAGAGAUGCCGACCUACAUGCAAAUAGAACAGAAUUGUGUACAAAUGGCUGAGAGGAGCCACUGGACGCUCAGGUGUGGGCUGAUGACUCGUCUCCACCCCUCAUUCUGUGAGGGAAUGUCAACAGUUGUGGCAGACACUUGUAGGCAUGCACAAACAGUCUCUAGAGAUGACAGCUUCUUUGCUCCACCCAUCCCUAGUAGGCAAUUCCCCCUAGAAGCAGCUGGCUGUGUAACCCUGGCUGGUUACAGAGCUGCUCCCUCUGACUUCUUCCAGGAUGGGAGUUAAAGGCCAACCCCUCUCUCAGAGGAGAAAAGGAGGACAAGAGAAACACCCAGUGACCCCCUAACUCUCCCAUCCUCCACAG